AUGGUCCGUGCCUGCUUCGGACUGCUUGUUGGAGCAACAUGGGUAGCUCUUGUGCUCUAUACGCAAGCUGGGCCAAUAUCUGUGAUCGCGGGCUUUUCAAGGGACAUCGCCUUCCCGCCGUUGGUUGAGGGCAGGGAACAUGUCCGAAGCUCUACAGAGCUUGAUGCUGAAGCCUCUGACGCAUUGAAAGCUGAGAUUGUUGUUGAAGAUCGCGGCGUGGUCUCGCUGGCUGGCCGGAGCAGCUUGCCAGGCUCCCAACCUGAAGAGUCUGGCAAGGUACCUGAACCAGUCAGCGAAGAAGCGCAGCCUCAAGAUCAGAUUCCUUCCCAGUCUUCUGUCCUCGCAGGGGGAUUACAAACGUCCUCGGAUACAAGUGGCAGGAAGCAGCGCAAGUCACAGCUUGCUUACGCGCGAUUUCCUAAAACUGGCAGCCGAUAUGUUUUAUCGCGCUUGCGGAAGGUCACACAGUUUUCAGUGAUCCCAGAGAAGAAGGCCGUACGAGCAGUAGGCGUAGCGGCGCACGAGUUUCUGCUUGGGUCUGUGCGAAAUCCUUGCACAUCCUACCUCAGCCUUUGGGCUUUCCAGUCCGAGGCAAGCAGAAGGGCAGGUGUCAUGGUGAAUCUUCGCAAGCACGACCCGGAGGCAUACCAGCGGCUGGCUGGCCGCAAUUCUGCAAACGGUUUUACCAGCCCCGAGGAUGUGAAUCGCUUUCGCAACUGGAUCAAGUUCAUGGGGCAUGCGGAUGUCCAGCUAGGGUUGCUCAGCGGCCGGUUCCAUGGGAAGUACUUAUCGCGAGAUCGGGACAUGGACAUACUGGACAACGCGUUCCUAGUGCGAGGUCUUUCGAAGGAGGCAGCUGCUGAAACUGCAAAGGCACUACAGACUGCAAGUGUGUCUGAGCUCGCAGACUGCUGGUUGCACACAGAAUCCUUGGAUGCCGACCUGACACGUCUUGAAAACUUCGAGAGCCUGGGUGGACAGGUUCACUGGCCGAGCCUUGGAAUUUCCAGUUCUGGCCGCGGGGAGUCCCAACACGGCGGUUGCGAGACCUUCUUCGAUGAAGCUACGGCGAAGCUGGUGUUCGAGUUGGAUGGUUCCCUCUUCGAGAAGUUUGGCUACGACACCUGCUGUGGCCACCCGCGUCCGGCGUCAGUGCCUGCAGCGGAGCUUGUGCAGCCUCAAGCUGAUCUCCCUGCGACAUCCACCCUGGCAUGGCCAGUGUUGUCCAGAGGGCCGGCACCAGCUCCGCAGCCUCUGCAAACGGAGCAUGACAUGGCAGCUUCAGGAGUCCACCCGGACUCGUGGGCCUGGGGCGACCCGUUUGCGAAUGCUGUCGGCCGGCCGACGGAUCACACAAUGCAAGGGGCCUUGUGGGACGCCUCGGUCGGGCCUUGCUACGUGAAGGUCAUGGGCCCGAACGAGCGCAAGCUCCUGACGGUGAACCUUCUGACGCUGUCCUCCAUUCGCAGAGUGCUGGAUGAUCGGGUGCUGACAUGUCUAGAGAAAGAGAACUUGGCAGGAGCGGCCUGGUUGAGCAAGGCGAACUUGAUGAUGUUCCAAUGCAUCUUGUCUGGUCUUCCACGCACCUGCAGCUACCUUGCGAAGAUGCUCCCCUUCGAGAAGUUGAAGGCUUUCACAGAGGAGGAUGCUAGAAUCUUUGAAGAACAGAGGGAGGCUCAGCAUCUCUCUGGAAGGGGCUAUGCUCGAAAGUCACAUCUCUCUGUCCUUGGUCUCACUGGCUUUCGGCGACAGUGGACCCAUGUGAUCGGGCGGAAUGCGCUGCAGUUGGCAGUCUGGAUGGGUGAUGCAGACAUCCUGCAAAGCCUUUCUCCCAUGUCGGAGACGAUAGAUGCCGAGGGACGGACGGUCCUGGACUAUGUGCGGGCGCUGGGGUCACCGGUGCUAAAGCUGGCACUGCCAAAGCAAAGCCUGCCGCGGCCGCGCUCGCAGCAGACGCUGCGCUGCGAUGGCCAGGACUUUUCAUCUGCCACACAUCUGGGGUGGACGGAAGCAACGACCUGGCCACACUAUGAAGCCUGCGAUUUCGAGGUGGUGGACAGCCUCACAGAGGAGGAGCUGAGGUCCAGGUUCGUGGACAUGGGCCGCCCUGUGCUCGUUCGAAAUUUUGCUGCUGUGGAAGACCGCUGCGCGUUGGCCAAGAGCAGGGUCAUGCAGGAGCAUCGCUUCGAGCGGUUCAACCUAGGGCCCAUCGCGUAUCCUCAGCUGAUUGGGGCCAAGCCCUGUGAGAAGACCUUCACUGUGGAGGAAGCCGAGCAGGGGGCCAGGUGUUUCAGGCAUGGCAACACGUCGAACUACUAUGCUUCGCACUCGCCAGGCAUUUUCUCGAAGCAGCUGACGGAGACGGAGACCUUCGCGAAGGUCAAAAAGCUGAUUCCUCGCAUCAACCAGAUGUCCAAGCAGUACUUCUGGGGCGGCGACCGCAGUGGUGCAGCACUGCACUACCAUGUGGCUGCUUUUAACGUGCUCUUCAUCGGGGAGAAGGAGUGGUACGUGACACCACCUUACCUUGCUGCCAGAUCUGGCAUUCCGACAUAUGAGCUGUUCGACAGGUCAGGUAUUUCCAUGGACCACAUCUUUCGGUGCACCCAGUACGCCGGUGAUCUUGUUCUUCUUCCAGAUGGCUGGGGGCACGCCACUCUGAACCAUGGCUUCGGUGUGGGCAUUGGAGUUCUUUACAAUCUGCAAAAGUGA
Symbiodinium pilosum is the source of this 2712-nucleotide messenger RNA. The record is from the annotation of a GenBank genome assembly. NCBI's taxonomy places the organism in Eukaryota, Dinophyceae, Suessiales, Symbiodiniaceae.